AUGGCCCCGCUUCAGGACAUAACGAACAGGCUAUCUCUUUCAGUACAGAGACCUGCGAAGCAGCCUCUGCUACGUCAGUCGUCCCUGCAAGACUUAUUCGCCAAGCCUGCGACACCGCGACAUGAACAGGAUGAGAGCGCGCUCAGGGCCAGCAAACGCAGGCGGAUCCUCACCGAACCAUCUGUGCUCGCAUCAUCAUCGUCUCCCGCGUCUGAUGAAUGCCAUCACGCGAUGCAAUGGGAAAGCACUCAGCCGACUUCGCCUCUUGCUCCCCAAAAGCAUCAACACGACUCUUCCGAUGAAGAGGAUGAUGACGCAACUGGUUGGGUGGAGCCAGUGCGGCAGCUACACACGCGCCAGAGUCUGCGCGCUUCGACGAAGCUUGGACCGGUAGCUUUGCUCGGCAUGUGCUCGACAAGCUCAGCUCGCUCUUUUCCUCGUGCUCUAGCGCGGCACACUCAUACAACGGCUCACCUGCUGAGCCUGUCCAGCUCGGCGAAUCUGGACGUUUAUAGACUUGUCGGUCAAGACCGAUCCGCUGCCGGACUGAUUUCGUCUGACUUUGCACCUCCAAUGGCGUGCCAAUUCUCUCAUGGAGCGAGGCGAGGUGGUGGCAAGAAUGUAUGCGCGGUUGUGGACGAGACUGGCAUCGUCACUUUUCUCGACGCGGAUGGCACCGUUGACACGGACCGAGAACAAGGCCGACAUGCCUUUUCAACUCACGAGAACGCCGUGUUCGCUCUGCAAUGGUCACCAGACGACUCUACCAUGCUGACUGGAUCGGGCGAUCAUACUGCAAGUCUGCAUGAUGUGAAGACGGGCAAUUGUGUAGGCGAAUUGGUGGGCCAUCAAGGCAGCGUCAAGACUGUUGAUUGGCAUCCACACGACCAUCAUCUUGUUGCGACUGGCUCUCGCGACGGUACUGUCAGACUGUGGGACGUUCGCGCGCCCGCGGCAGAUGGUAACGGCCUGCUUUGCGUCAAUCUGAUAAGGAAUGCGCAUUGUGAGCCCAAGAAGGGUAUGCGCGACAUCAUGCCUGCUGCUCGACGGUCUGUCACCUCUGUCACAUUCAUACCCAACCAAGACCAUCUGCUCGCGUCUGCCGGUUCGGCAGAUGGCAUGGUUCGCUUCUGGGAUGUGCGAAGACCGCAUUCAAAUCGUAUCAACCCCGACUACUUCCAAGUCGGGGCUGAUGUUGCAGCGCCUUCUUUGGCAAGCCUGCAAGCCUCUUCACUCACUUCGCCAUUGACAAUGCAGCGAUCUCACGGCAUUUCUAGCCUGACGGUCUCGCCGGUCAAUGGCCGUCUUUACGCCAUCAGUACGGCUAGCUACGCGUUCUCACUCGAUACUUGCCUUCUGCCUCUCGCGGGCAAUCUCAGCAAAAAGGACGUCCACGCUGGCGAUCUGGCUAUGACAGAUUUGCAGAUAUUCACGAGCCCUUCGCUCGGUUUCGGGGACUUCUACCGCGGUCUCACAGUCAGCACAGAUGGUCGUUACUUAGCGGCAGGCAGCACGACGGGUGCGCAUCUAUGGGACACUGCCAACGUGCGCAGCGCGAGGGACAUGUCAAACGAUGGCGGCGAACAGACUAACUUCGAGGCGGUAACCCUGGAUGCGGGUGCAGGCGAGGUGACCGGACUGGCGUGGGGCAGAGACGAAACACUCUUGACAAUACAAGAAGAUCGGUCGCUGCGUAUCUGGCGGCCGAGGCAGUGCGUCGAGCAGAACCCAGAGUAUGCACGGUCGAGCGCGGGUCAUACGUUUUUCGCGGCCCUCUAG
Molecule: messenger RNA, 1779 nt
Organism: Mixia osmundae IAM 14324
Lineage: Eukaryota; Fungi; Basidiomycota; Mixiomycetes; Mixiales; Mixiaceae
Exons: 7
Coding region: 1-1779 (592 amino acids)
Biological process (GO): proteasome-mediated ubiquitin-dependent protein catabolic process
Cellular component (GO): nucleus
Molecular function (GO): protein-macromolecule adaptor activity; protein binding
Source: RefSeq, a predicted model, not a curated record